Messenger RNA from Macrosiphum euphorbiae (potato aphid), 804 nucleotides. NCBI's taxonomy places the organism in Eukaryota, Metazoa, Arthropoda, Insecta, Hemiptera, Aphididae. The record is from the annotation of a GenBank genome assembly.
AUGUUUGACGGAGACAACACCUUAUGUUCGGAAGUCGCUAUGGAGAAUACUUGCAGGAAAAGGAAUGCGCCGAAUAUAGCAGCGCAGAUUACUGUGGUUUCGACGAAGAAGGCUAAGACGACGUCGACAGCGUUUACCAAUAUUCCUCUAUUACAACUGCGUGCAGCCAUGGCAUCAGAGAAUUUGAGUGUGGACAAUCUCGUACACGUGACCCAGAUUUUCAAGGAUUUAAAACUGCAGGUGGGAACACAAUUUCACAUUUCGGUCUGGAUAAUUUUAAUUUCUCUAUGGCACCCGGAACAUUUUGCGACAUUAAUGAAUCCGAAGAAAUGGCUGAAUACGAACCUGGCACAGGACGUGGGACUGGAGGAAUGCAAUAUGGAGGAGACUUCGAUGAAGGAGAGUAUGAGGUCCAUGUUGCUCGAGGCUCGUCAAUUUAUGAGCACGCAUAUGUCUGCCGACAAUCAAACUCGGCUUGUCGGUGUGUAUGGUUGCAACGAUGCUUCCUCUAUCGCCAAUAUGGACGACGAUGCCUUCGACGACGCGUUUGGGCUAGACGCCUCACGUCGUCGCACUGGGAAAAUAUCGUACAAUAUUUUUCUACAGACGGCCGGGAACCCCAACAAAUUGACGGCGUCGGUUCCUAUGGAGGACUACGUGAUGGACGCAAUUUUAUACAAGUAUAUAGAACAAAAUUAUUUGCGAUACGUUCGUAAUUCGUAUCUAAAACAGGUGUUUAUAUCGAGCAUGAGGAAAAAAAAUAUCAAUUUAAUGUCGUUCAAUAUAAAAAAAUAUAAAAGUUGA